This is a messenger RNA of Choloepus didactylus (southern two-toed sloth), 1968 nucleotides long. RefSeq names its product beta-galactosidase-1-like protein 3. The transcript has 19 exons. Gene Ontology annotation, molecular function: beta-galactosidase activity. Gene Ontology annotation, biological process: carbohydrate metabolic process. Gene Ontology annotation, cellular component: vacuole. The record is from RefSeq and is a predicted model, not a curated record. Lineage: Eukaryota; Metazoa; Chordata; Mammalia; Pilosa; Megalonychidae. The coding region runs from base 1 to 1836 and encodes 611 amino acids.
AUGAGCUCCCCGCCCUGGCUCAGGUUUGAUUGGUCUCAUCUGACACCUUCUACCCUGAAGAACCGACAUUUGGGACUUGAGACAGAAAGCGGAGGCAAGGAUCACCCACACUUCACACUGGAGGGGGACAAGUUCCUGAUUUUCGGGGGUUCCAUCCACUAUUUCCGGGUGCCCUGGGAGUACUGGCUGGACCGCCUGCUAAAGCUGAAGGCCGGUGGCUUCAACACUGUCACCAGCUAUGUUCCGUGGAACCUCCAUGAGCCAGGAAGAGGCAAAUUCGACUUCUCUGGGAACCUGGAUCUGGAGGCCUUCAUCCAGCUGGCUGCCAAGGUUGGGCUGUGGGUGAUCCUGCGUCCAGGCCCCUACAUCUGCGGUGAGAUCGACCUGGGGGGCCUGCCCAGCUGGUUACUGCAGGACCCUAAGUUGAAGUUGAGAACAACCCACAAGGGCUUCGUUGAAGCAGUUGAUAAUUAUUUUGAUCAUCUGAUUCCCAGGCUGGUUCCCCUCCAGUACCUCCAGGGCGGUCCGAUCAUUGCGGUGCAGGUGGAGAAUGAAUAUGGUUCGUACACUAUAGAUGAAGAGUACAUGCCAUAUCUUCAAGAGGCCCUGCUGAAAAGAGGGAUCCGGGAGCUGCUGUUGACCUCGGAUAAUGAGGACAGUGUCCUAAAAGGCUACAUAAAUGGAGCACUGGCCACAGUCAACAUGAAUAAACUUCAUGAUUCUGCUUUUGUACAGCUCAACAAAGUGCAGAGGAAUAAGCCUAUUAUGGUUAUGGAAUUCUGGGUCGGUUGGUUCGACACAUGGGGAAAUAAGCACAUGACUACAAAUGCGGAGGAGGUUGAAGAAACUGUGUCUGAAUUUAUCAAAGCUGAUAUCUCCUUCAACACAUAUAUGUUCCAUGGUGGGACCAACUUUGGUUUCAUGAACGGGGCCACACACUUUGAGAAACACAGAGGCGUUGUCACCAGCUACGACUAUGAUGCUGUGCUGACGGAGGCUGGGGAUUACACAGAAAAAUACUUCAAGCUUCGAAAACUCCUUGGAUCCGUCUUAGCACCUCCCCUGCCCCACUUGCCUCACACUGUUCUCAAGGCUGUGUACCCUUCAGUGACACCAUCACUCUACUUGCCACUGUGGGACGUCCUACAGUAUUUAAAUGAAACUGUCGAAUCGCAUGUACCAAUCAACAUGGAGAAUCUUCCUAUAAACCAAGGAAGUGGCCAAUCCUAUGGAUUCAUACUUUAUGAGACUUCCAUCUGCUCUGGAGGGCUUCUCCAUGCUCGUGUUCAUGAUACGGCCCAGAUCUUUUUGAAUGAGACAAUUAUAGGUGUUCUCAAGGACGGUAAUAGGAUGUUGAGCAUUCCUGACUUCAGGGGCUGCCAACUUCUGAGGAUCCUGGUGGAGAAUCAAGGACGAGUCAAUUUUUCAUGGAAAAUUCAAGAGCAGAAGAAAGGAAUAAUUGGAUCUGUUCAGAUCAAUGACGUUACCUUGAAGGGUUUCACCAUCUAUCCUUUGGAACUGAAAAUGGACUUCCUUGAGAGGCUCCAUUCUGCCACUUGGAGGCCGGUACCAGAGAGCCAUUUGGGUCCUGCCUUCUACCUUGGUACCUUGAGGGCUGGGCCUUCUCCCAAGGACACCUUUCUAAGACUGCCUAACUGGAAUUAUGGAGUUGUGUUCAUCAACGGGCGUAACCUGGGGCGAUACUGGUAUAUUGGACCUCAGGAAACACUGUACCUUCCUGGUGUCUGGCUUAAUCCAGAGGACAAUGAGAUCAUUGUGUUUGAGAUAAUGAUGAAUGGCUUAGUCAUUGAAACCACGGAUAAACCCAAGCUGUAAGAUUCUAUGCAAACAUACUUCCUAGAUUGUUGGAGUCCAUCUACAGCUGGCUUUCCAAGAUUUACAUCAAGAACAUCAAACACGGCGCUGCCUGCAAUAGCAAAAAUGUAAAAAUAACCUAAAAAAAUCAAC